Molecule: messenger RNA, 3809 nt
Organism: Lytechinus pictus (painted urchin)
Lineage: Eukaryota; Metazoa; Echinodermata; Echinoidea; Temnopleuroida; Toxopneustidae
Product: SWI/SNF-related matrix-associated actin-dependent regulator of chromatin subfamily E member 1-like
Exons: 11
Coding region: 144-1568 (474 amino acids)
Biological process (GO): negative regulation of DNA-templated transcription
Cellular component (GO): SWI/SNF complex
Molecular function (GO): nuclear receptor binding; nucleosomal DNA binding
Source: RefSeq, a predicted model, not a curated record
AAAACUAAAUUGCCGUCUGAAAAUUAGACUACAUCGGGGAAGAAUCUGCCGGAAAAAACUAAACUUGCCGUAAAAGACUUCUUUUUUUUCCACAUUUGGGAGAAAACAUAUUGUUCUUGCUGUAGGUGGUUAGAACAAUCAAGAUGUCUGGAGCUUCCAGAAGGAGUAUGGGAGGGUUUAUGAAUACAUCCCUUCAAUCCUCCCAUUCUCGUCCAUUUACCAACACUCCGACCUCUGGAGUGAUUGCACCCGGUGGUAAAUCAGGCAGCCCAGCUAAAGGGGGUUCACACGAUUCCCGCAUCCCAAAGCCACCUAAACCACCCGAUAAGCCCCUGAUGCCGUACAUGAGGUACAGCCGCAGCGUUUGGGAGAAAGUGAAGAAUGAUAACCAAGACUUGAAGCUGUGGGAGAUCGGAAAGAUCAUCGGUCAGAUGUGGAGAGAUUUGGCGGAGGACGGCAAACAAGUUUUCACCGAAGAGUAUGAAAUCGAAAAGGAGGAGUACAACAGAGCACUGAAAUCUUAUCACAACUCGCCUGCUUAUCAAGCAUGGAUGGUGGCGAAAGGAAAAGCUCAGCAGGCCAUAGAGCAGGAAUCCGAAAUUGACGGUGGUAUCAAAUCAGAACCAAGAAUGAGCAUGCAAGCUGCCGAAGACGAUGAUGAUCAAGAAGAUGGAUACUCGGUAAAGCACAUUGCUGCAGCUCGCUUCCAGCGGAACCAUCGGCUGAUCAACGAAAUCUUCAGCGAUGCUGUUGUACCUGACCCUAGGACGGUUGUUACUGAUCAACGUAUGCAGAUCUUGAAAAGACAGGUCCAAUCGCUCAAAGUUCAUCAGAAGAAGCUGGAAGCUGAAUUGCAACUAAUUGAAGAAAAAUACCAGAACAAGAAGAGGAAGUUUGUUGAGAGCAGCGAGAACUUCACUACAGAGAUGAAAAAGUUGUGUGCUGAAAAGGUUGAGAUCAAGUGGGAUGAGCUGAUGUUCCCUGAUUACUCUCAAUCUUGGGCCUCUGGUCAGAGACCGCCGCUAUCGGCCAAGUUUCUCUCUCAGGCACCCGCGCAACCUGUCAUGGCCUCUCAGGUUCAAGCAGUACCCAUGCCUAGCACCCAAGUCUUACGCAGACCCCCAGGAGAUGCCCCAGGGAUCAAGCCGGUCCAGGAGAACCAGCCGGACGUUGGUCCGAUGCAACCGCAACGCGUGGAACCUGCCGUCGAACAGGCUGCAAAGGCCAGCUCCUACACAACGUCUUCAUCGCAGAAGAAAAGUACUCCUCGCAAACCCAAGAAGUUCCAGGGCCACCUGGAUGCGUUACUGCAAUCACCUGAGGAGAGUCAGUCUAGCCAGGAUGAAACAGAAGAAGAGAAAGAAACUCCUGAUACUGCUGUGGAGAAACCUAAGGAGGGAGGAACACCAACAGAGGAAACACCCAAGGAUGUAGUGCAGGAAGGGGCAGGGAAGGACUUGUUGGGGAUGGGUAAUGGAGGGGGAGUGAAGGCAGAUGAUGAGAAAGCUGGAUCAGACGCGAGUGCCAAGGAAGAUGAGUGUAGCAAGGAUGAAAGCCUGAAAGAAUGAUGAUUGAUUGUCAAGGUUUGCUCGAUGAAUGAAUAAAAGGAAUAUUUCAUAGUCAUGUAAAAGUCAUUUUCUUGCAAGUCCAAGUCAAGGCUCAAGUCAUUUAAGCAUUUAGUGAGCAAAGUAGCAACUUGAGUCCAAGUCGCACGACUUGGGUCGACAACUCUGAAAGACUUUAAUCAAAUGCUAUUCAAUACCGGCAAACGGUCCAUUUUUUGCAUGCCCUUGUUGUAAAUUUACCAUAUUUGUCCCUAUUAAUUGCCUUCAAUUUUGUUCAUAUGCUGUUAUAGUAAAACCCUAUGAACCAUCUAAGACACUUUUUAUUUGUCCAGAAGUCAUUCCAGAAUUGAGAAGAGAACAAAAAGUGUAUUCCUUGUCAUGAUUUGUUAGUGUUUUUGUUUAAAAAUGUAAUUAACUUUGCCAGUCUUUUUGAAAAGUGGUCUCUGUUAAUGAAAUCAAUAUUGUGUUAUCUGAUGAGAAUAAACAUCAUUGAGAGCUGCAUACUUUCUGGAAAUAGAACUAUUCCAUUAGGCAUAGCACUGGUGUGUAUACAGUUGUGCUCAAAUGUUAGUGAAACCCACCACAAAAUGCACUCAUUCACUCCUGUUGAAUGUAGGGAACAACACUUCAAUGUUUGGCAAGCCCAGAGAAACAAGCUUUAUUGAUUGUAAUAUUUUUUUCACCUGACUUGAACACUCUGAAAUGUUCAAUUUUCUGGUGGGGUUCACUGACUUUCGAGCUCCACUCUAAGUUGUCCCUUUAAAUUGAAAUUUGUGAAAACAAAUAGCGCAUUUAUCCACUAUGUGUUUAUGUUGUUUUACGUAAAACUCAGUUUUUGUAUGCUUCUAUUUUGAUGAUAAAUUGUUUGCUUGUCAUUAGAGGUUGUUUGAAGUUUACUGGCAAUGAAUGUUGCCGAAUAAAACAAAAAAAUUGCCACACACUUCUCAUAAUGUUUUUUAAAUUCAUUACCCUGUUUAUAACAACUUGCAGUAUGAAGUGUGAUACAGAUAAUCUAUCACAUUAAAAUUUAUUUAUUGAAGUAUUAUCCAUAGAAAUACUGGUACUAGCAUACAGUAGGAGAUUAUGGCCCGUAUUCUGAAGUCAGGUUUAACUUAGACCAUGGUCUAACUCUGCUAAAUUUAUGGGAGCCAAAAACUUAGAAUUUCUCUUUGUUUUGUACAUUUCUUAUAUUACUAUUAUGUUUCCCUUUACUUUCAUAAUGAAGAAAAUAUUUCAUUUUAGACAGUUAUAAAUGAUUUGAGUCUCAUAAGAGUUAAUAAAUUGAACAUGUUCUUAUAGAGAUUUUUGCACCAAUUGGCUCUCCAUAGUUAAACUACAAUUUUAAACCCAAGUUCAGAAUACGAGCCUAUAUCUAUGUUGUUCUUUUUUUCUGGAUUUUGUUGUUGUUGUUAUGAAACAGAAAUGAUCCAUUAUUCACUCUAGAUAAUGAAUCUGAUCUUGUACAAAUAAAGCAUCAACAUGACUCACAGGAUGAUGAAUGCAAUUUGGCCCAGAUGAUAGGUUAUUUGUACACAGGUGACCCGGAGGAGUUUCACAAAGAGUAAGGUAUGAAUUAGAAUCAUGCUUGAAUGCUGAUACACACAUGAUAUGUAAACUUGCACUCCUAUUGAUUAAUAUCGUGCAUCCUCUUGGCAUGAUUUGAACAAUGGGGUGAUGCCUUUUAUGCUGCACGCCAGUUGGAAUCGAAGUGUUACUCAUAAAUCUUUGUGAAACUCCCUCAGGUAUUCAUUUUGCCUUACGGACAAUCUUACAAUGUAGUAAUAUGGACUGCUUUGACAGGCAUGGUUGUUUAAAAAGGCUCAAGGGAACUGCAAAGCAACAAUGCUCAAGGCCAGUUAGAGGAAAGGAUUAUCCAACAUUCUUAAAGAGAGGUUUAUACAGAUCAAGAAAAAGUUGUCAUAGUAAAGCAUUAUGUCUACCUGGCCAUGGUUUUGAGAUGAGAAUGAUCCAUCGGUUAGCAAGGAAUUCCAUCACUCUAUUAUAAAGCAAAAUAAUACAAAUAUUUUGUAUGGGCAUUGGCAUGAAUAUUCACACUGGGUACCUUUGAAAUAGUUUGAACACCCUCGGCUAUCGCUUCAGGUGGGUGUUUCAUAAAGCUGUUCGUAAGAUACGAAUGACUUUACGCACGACUGGUGAUCCUUUUUUUGUGCUAUGUGAUAUCCCUAUGUAAUUGAAUAUGUCCUAAGAACUUGUUCCAUUCGUGCGUUUUUGUGCGUAACUUUA